AUGUCAUUUUUCUCUGGCUUCCUCCUCAACACAUCAAUUGAUUUGCGUCGUGAUUGUUGCCAAGUGCCGAUGAUCCCUCCUCAUCCUACCAGAAAUCCUGGCCGGUUGAAAGUGGCCUUUACUUACCUUACGCUGACGCCGCUGUUGCUAUCCUUACUGAUCAUGUCCUCCUCGCGAUCGAUUGGCCUACUCGAAUCCUCCUUGUUGAUAAAACCCGACCCCUCAUCCUUUGCUCCAUCGCCACUCCUCAAGCACCGCCAUCUCAACUUUUCCCAUCUGCCUAGCUGCAACAAUCCUAGCCCGACCGCAGCUGCUCAACCUCAAACCACGGCUGACAAAGCUGAAGCCGCCCAGGCUCUCGCCCAAGUCGAAGCAGCUAGAGCUACUCCCGCUAUUACGUUUGCCCCGUCACCCACCCGAGGCAAGUCUCCCUUCGACGAAGCUCCGCUACCUUAUGAAGGGCGGCCUAUGCAAGGGGCUGAGCUCCCUCCACAUAUGAGGCGCACCCCGCAUGCUGAUCGCCGUCGUUGUUGGCCGACGCCAGACCGCGCUCCCAGACGACCUUGUCGUCCAUCUCCCUAUCAUCGUUCCUCGCCUCCGUUCUCUCCGUUAGCCCAUCGCAGCUCGUCCCCUUCUUUCCAAUCUUCCCCUCCUAGCUUAGGUCCUGAAGGUCCUACCCCCAGCAAUGAGCAGUACAGUGCUGCCUUCUUUGCCCACAGCUUUGUCAACUUCUUGCAUGACCUUCGUACCAUCUUAGACCGUCUUCCACCAAACCACCCUGACGCCCAGGCCCACAACCUCAUAAGGAUGGAUGCCACCCUCCUAGAGCACUGGUACCGCCACCGCGCGGAUCAAUUGGUCAAGAUGUUUAGUAACCCCUAUUCCAAUGCCGGCCUUGUUUAUCGCACCCUUGUAUCCACGAUCCUCUGCCUUGGUGUGAUCAACAGCCGACAUGCCUAUGAUCCGUUCAAUCCUGCGCUCUGA
This is a messenger RNA of Puccinia triticina, 984 nucleotides long. RefSeq lists its product as uncharacterized. The record is from RefSeq and is a predicted model, not a curated record. Lineage: Eukaryota; Fungi; Basidiomycota; Pucciniomycetes; Pucciniales; Pucciniaceae. The transcript has 5 exons. The coding region runs from base 1 to 984 and encodes 327 amino acids.